Molecule: messenger RNA, 489 nt
Organism: Rotaria sp. Silwood2
Lineage: Eukaryota; Metazoa; Rotifera; Eurotatoria; Philodinida; Philodinidae
Source: the annotation of a GenBank genome assembly
AUGUCUAUAUGGUCUGAACGAAAAAAGGCUUCCGAUGAUGGCUUUCCGUUACCAUUGCAAAGUCUCAAUCAAGAUCAUCCAUUACCUAUUCAACAACCACCUCCAUUAUCUACGAAUACUACGAAUACAUCACAUCAGUCAAGUGACAACGAGUAUAGAAAAUUAAUUCAACGGAUUCGAACGACAGAUGUGCGAGUUAAUUUAUUUGAUUGUAUGAAAUGUUAUGUUAAGGUUUCACGAUGUAAGGUUGAAGAAGAAGUGCUUGACUCCAAUCAGAAUGCCAAAACAAAUUUUCAUCGUGAAGUACAAGAACAUCGAGAAGAACAAGAAAUAGCAUCACAAAUACAAACAAACCAAGCUUUAUCGACUAUUGUUGAACAAGAAGAAGAAGAAGAAGAAAAUUAUGCUGUUUUAGAUUAUUUAGAUGAUUACAAUCCAAUGAACACUUUAAUCAUUAUUGAUUUACCAUGGCCACAAGCAUCAGAGUGA